Rhopalosiphum maidis (corn leaf aphid) is the source of this 1695-nucleotide messenger RNA. RefSeq names its product adenylyltransferase and sulfurtransferase MOCS3 (gene Uba4). Bases 266 to 1609 code for a protein of 447 amino acids. Gene Ontology annotation, molecular function: URM1 activating enzyme activity; adenylyltransferase activity; thiosulfate-cyanide sulfurtransferase activity. Gene Ontology annotation, biological process: tRNA wobble position uridine thiolation; protein urmylation. Gene Ontology annotation, cellular component: cytoplasm; cytosol. The transcript is spliced from 7 exons. The record is from RefSeq and is a predicted model, not a curated record. Lineage: Eukaryota; Metazoa; Arthropoda; Insecta; Hemiptera; Aphididae.
UUCAAUUUUUAAAGAGUUCACUUGUGUACACGAUGUCGGAUGUAGUUAAAAUCAUGACAAAAUAGAUCUAUUUUGUCACAGAUAAAAUUACUUUAUUUAUUUCGUGCUUGUAAAUUACCACAAGUUCGUUUUAAGUGAUAAUUUUAAAGUUAACUGAAAAAUUGGAAGAAUUAUUUUUGGUGGAUUGUGGACUACAGUUUCUAAACUUCAUUAUUUUGUUAAAAAUCAGUUAAAACGUUGAUUUAGGUUGUCGAAUGUAUUAAUAAUGACAUCGUGUUUAGAUAAUAAUGAAGACAUGAACGUCCUAAACAAUGAUGAAGAAAUAAGUCGAUUAUCGGCCGAGAUAGCACUUUUAAAUAUUGAAUUGAAUAAAAAAACUGCAUUGUUGAAAAAAAGACAGAAGCAAUGUUUGACUAAACUUGACAUUAGCCGUUAUAGCAGACAAAUCAUUUUACCAGAAAUUGGUGUUGAAGGACAAAAAAAAUUAAAAAGAUCAAGUGUUCUUAUAAUUGGCGUUGGUGGCUUAGGAUGUCCAUCAUCAAUGUAUUUAGCAAGUGCUGGAGUGGGUACAAUCGGGCUAGUAGACUAUGAUGAAGUUGAACUUAGUAAUUUGCAUAGACAGUUGUUGCAUGCACAGUGCAAUGUUGGUAUGCGAAAAGUUGAGUCUGGCAAAUUGUCAUUAAAUCGUAUGAAUGAAGAUGUCAACAUUAUUGUCCAUGAUGUUCAAUUAGACGGUCAUAAUUCAUUGGAUAUUUUUAAACAGUAUGAUGUAAUUAUAGAUGCUAGUGAUAAUUUAGUUACUCGAUAUAUAAUUAAUGAUACUUGUGUAAAAGCUGGCAAACCUUUAGUCUCGGGAUCAGCUAUACAUUGUGAUGGGCAACUGACUGUUUAUAACUACAAAGGAUCAGUAUGCUUUAGAUGUUUACAUCCAACACCACAAUCCCCUGAAACUGUAGGAAAUUGUGCUUCAGCGGGUGUUUUGGGACCAGUUCCUGGUGUUAUUGGUGUUCUUCAAGCAAUGGAAACUAUCAAAAUUAUUGUUGAUCAUCCAAAUGUAUUACACAACAGUUUACUGUUGUACGAUGGAGGAGAUUGUGAGUUUAAAAAAAUUAAAUUAACUAACAUAAAACGAAGUGGAUGUAUAUGUACUAAAAAUCCAGAAGAUGUAACAAUAACCAUGGAUUAUGAAGAAUUUUGUGGAUCAAAAGCAAAUGAUAAAUUCAAAGUGCUUAAUUUGCUGAAAGAAAAUGAACGCAUAACAGUUUUAGAUUUAAAUGAAUUGAUAUCUACAAAAAAUCCAUUUCUGAUGAUAGAUGUACGUAAAAAAGUAGAAUAUGACAUGUGUCAUUUACCAUUCUCGAUAAAUAUUCAGCUAAGUGAUUUAAAAAGUAAAGAUACACGUUCUAAGUUGAUUGAAAAAAUCAAUUCAUUUGGUAAUAUAGCACCAAAUUUAAUUACUAUUUGUCGUCGAGGUAACGACUCUCAGAGAGCUGUAGAUGAGUUGAAAAAAUACACUGAGAUAACAAACAAUGUUAAAUGGAUAAAAGAUGUCAUAGGAGGGUUAUAUGAAUGGAGUAUGCAAGUAGACAAAAACUUCCCAAUAUAUUAAAAAUAAAAUAUUGUAAUAAACUAUAUUGUAAUCAUAUGGCAAAUAUUUUGGUAAUAAAAAAAAUCCCUUUAAGUUUUACACUUGAA